AACAGGCGCAGAUGUCAUGUGAAAGCCCACAUGCUCUGCCAUCCACACGGCCCUCCUGCCUUUUCUUUCUGAUUUUAUUUUUUUUUUCGCUCUUUUCCCCCUCUGCUUUGUAACUGACAAAACCACCACCAACUCUUCAAUCCAAGUGAUCACAAGAGAAAUCUUUGGGAGCCGGUGGUGGCAUUUUUAAAGCAAAGCACGUUGGAGAGAAAGAAAAACAAAACCAAAAAAAACCCCACAGUCAAUCCGGGCACCAAUCAGACAACACAUUUUCACCCGCCUGCAAAACCAAAACAAAAACAAACCACCAUCACCACCAUCCUAAUAAAAACCAGUUUAAAAGCGGCGGCGGCGGCAACGGCAACCACAACAGCCUCGAAGGGAUGAUUUUCUCAGCAGAUCCGAUCUUCGGCUGCAGCCUUCACUCUUGCUGAGCGAGGAUUUUUCUGUUCCGACGUCCGGGCUGGUAGCUUCAUGACUGCGCUGAGUGAAGGCCCGCCACCACCAUGCGAGCACAAAUUGAAGUGAUACCAUGCAAGAUUUGUGGCGAUAAAUCCUCUGGAAUCCACUACGGAGUCAUCACAUGUGAAGGCUGUAAGGGAUUUUUUAGGAGGAGCCAACAGAAUAAUGCUUCUUAUUCCUGCCCAAGGCAGAGAAACUGUUUAAUUGACAGAACCAAUAGAAACCGUUGCCAACACUGCCGGCUGCAGAAGUGUCUUGCCCUGGGAAUGUCUAGAGAUGCUGUAAAGUUUGGGAGAAUGUCCAAGAAGCAGAGGGACAGCCUGUACGCUGAAGUGCAGAAGCACCAGCAACGGCUGCAGGAGCAGAGGCAGCAGCAGAGCGGUGAAACAGAGGCCCUUGCCAGGGUCUACAGCAGCAGCAUCAGCAACGGUCUGAACAACCUGAACAACGAAACAGGCGGCACUUACUCAAACGGGCAUGUCAUUGACCUGCCAAAGUCUGAGGGGUAUUAUAAUGUGGAUUCCGGCCAGCCCUCGCCGGAUCAGUCGGGACUGGAUAUGACUGGAAUCAAGCAGAUAAAGCAAGAACCUAUCUAUGACCUCACUUCUGUACCAAACUUGUUUACCUACAGCUCUUUCAACAACGGGCAGUUAGCACCAGGAAUAACCAUGACCGAAAUAGAUCGAAUUGCACAGAACAUCAUUAAAUCCCAUUUGGAGACGUGUCAAUAUACCAUAGAGGAACUUCACCAACUAGCAUGGCAGACCCAUACGUAUGAAGAAAUUAAAGUAUAUCAGAACAAGACCAGAGAAGCGCUGUGGCAGCAAUGUGCUAUCCAGAUCACUCACGCGAUCCAGUACGUUGUAGAGUUCGCCAAGCGGAUAACAGGCUUCAUGGAGCUCUGUCAAAAUGAUCAAAUUCUCCUUCUGAAGUCAGGUUGUUUGGAAGUCGUUUUGGUGAGAAUGUGCCGUGCCUUCAACCCGUUAAACAACACUGUUCUGUUUGAAGGAAAGUAUGGAGGAAUGCAGAUGUUCAAAGCCUUAGGUUCUGAUGACCUGGUGAAUGAAGCGUUUGAUUUUGCAAAGAAUUUGUGUUCCUUGCAGCUGACUGAGGAGGAGAUUGCCUUGUUCUCAUCAGCCGUGCUGAUCUCCCCAGACCGAGCCUGGCUGAUCGAACCAAGGAAAGUCCAGAAGCUUCAGGAAAAGAUUUAUUUUGCACUUCAGCAUGUAAUUCAGAAGAACCACCUUGAUGAUGAGACUUUGGCAAAGUUAAUAGCCAAGAUACCAACCAUUACUGCACUUUGCAACUUACACGGAGAGAAACUGCAGGUAUUCAAACAAUCUCAUCCAGAUAUAGUGAACACACUGUUUCCUCCGUUGUACAAGGAGCUUUUUAAUCCUGACUGUACAACCGGCUGCAAAUGAAGCAAAAGAUAGAGAUGUCACAUAGUCAUGGAAUGCAUCACUAAGACAAAGAAAAUGUGUUCAUGAAGACUUAUGAAAAAUGUCACUACUGCAACACUAGGAAUGUCCUGCACUUAAUAGAAUUAUUUUUCACCGCUACAGUUUGAAGAAUGUAAAUAUGCACCUCUGAGUGGGGCUCUUUCCUUUUUUUUUUUUUUUUUGAACUGACCAUAAAUAUACAAAUAUAGGACACUGGGUUUAUUCUUUUUUUUAAUUUUAUUGGGGUAUGUUUUGGGAGACAACUGUUCAUAGAAUUUUAUUGUAGAUAUAAAUGAGAACAGAGCAGUACUUUACAGUAUU
Molecule: messenger RNA, 2225 nt
Organism: Tachyglossus aculeatus (Australian echidna)
Lineage: Eukaryota; Metazoa; Chordata; Mammalia; Monotremata; Tachyglossidae
Gene: RORB
Product: RAR related orphan receptor B
Exons: 10
Coding region: 507-1886 (459 amino acids)
Biological process (GO): regulation of transcription by RNA polymerase II
Cellular component (GO): nucleus
Molecular function (GO): RNA polymerase II cis-regulatory region sequence-specific DNA binding; nuclear receptor activity; zinc ion binding
Source: RefSeq, a predicted model, not a curated record